UUCUUUGUGAAAUAGAGGUGAAUUACAAAUAAUUCGCGAGACAUAAUAUGAAUUUGAGUAGUUUAGCAGAACUUGCAUAAUGGCUGCCGGAACCCGUGACGAUCGUGUGUAAGAACACGAAGCAAACCUUUGGCCGCAGCAGAUCUUGCAUGCAGCCAGGAAAAGAUGUCAGACUGAAGCCUAUCGAGGAGAAAAUUACGAUUCGUCCUAUCACAAAUGAGACGUUAUCACAUCUGCUUUUGUCAGGCCAAGCUGUGUUAUUGUUGAGCUGUCAAUAUUCUUGCUGUUAAACCUUGAUCAAGUAAGAGUAGAAAAAGAAACGAUGGAUGUACGAAGACGCUUGAAUCAUGCUACAUCUUUGAGUUAUGGAGUAGGCCAUGUAUUCAACGAUCUAUGUGCAUCAAUGUGGUUCUCGUAUUUGCUCAUCUACUUCCACAAAGUUGUCAUUUUUAACAAUUUUGACGCUGGGUUGUUUCUCUUGGUUGGACAGAUCGCAGAUGGAAUUGCUACGCCAAUUAUAGGGAUUGAAUCAGACCGAACUUCAAGUGCAAGAUACGGUAAACGAAAAAUUUGGCAUCUAGGCGGAACCAUAGCUGUUGCUGCAGCAUUUCCAUUCAUCUUCAAUCUGUGUAUAUAUGGAUGCCAGAACAGUCCAAGAUGGAGUUUAUUUUUCUAUUAUAUCCCGUUCAUAGUAAUUUUCCAGUUUGGCUGGGCAUCAACGCAGAUAUCUCAUCUAGCCCUCAUACCAGACCUAGCCCGUAGAACAGAUGAGAAAGUAUUGUUGAAUUCACUCAGGUAUGGAUGUACCAUCUUUUCAAACAUAUUUGUUUAUGCGGUAUUUUGGGUUUUAUUUGAAAUUAAUAGUACACCUGGUACACUUGGCCGUCAAGAUGCACCAAAGUUCAGGAAUUUGGUGUUUAUUGUUGUGUCAGUUGGAAUUGCCUUCUCCAUAAUUUUCCAUCUUGGUGUGAAAGAAAGGCCAAAAGACAUUGAUGAAAAGGAAGAGAGUAUGCUUGCUUCUUGCAUUAAAAUGAAAAAGACAUGUUGGAAAGCAUGGCUAAAAGAAAUACAGUUUUGGCAGAUUGGGAUGAUCUACAUGAUGACAAGACUAAUUGUGAACCUGACACAAGUUUAUAUUCCUCUUUAUGUUACAGAUUCAUUGUUUUUAGACAAGAAAACGAUUGCAAUUAUUCCUCUUGUUAUUUAUGUGAGUGGGAUAUGUGCAACUCUUGCUACCAAACCAAUGGCUUCUUUCUGUGGUUUAAAGAUUACAUACUUUGUUGGACUUCUUCUAAUUUUUGGAUCAAGCAUUUGGAUUUGGUUUUUGGGUGGCCUUCCGGUUGGUGACAGACAAGGAGAGAUGUAUGGAGCUGCUGUUGUGAUAGGUUUUGGAUGCUCAACCCUUCUUGUUACAUCCUUGGCAAUGACUGCAGAAUUAGUUGGAGAUAACACAUCUACAGGUGCCUUCAUCUAUGGUGCAAUGAGUUUCUUCGACAAAGUUGCUAAUGGUAUCGCUGUCAUGGCUAUACAGAAGCUUCACCCUGGCACUGAUGCCACACCGGGCGGAGAGACGAGAUGCCCAACCUGUGCCCAUUAUUAUCGCGUUGUAAUGUCUUGUUUGCCCGGUGGCGCUGCCUUUUGUGCUAUGCUGAUUCUCGCAACUCUCGCUAAGUCCAAAAUUGGUUCAACGAGAAGCAAGAAACCAAAGUGUAAGAAUGAAAGCAACAGUGCCUAUGGCAGUAUAAAAGAUUGUUCCCCGAAACACAACGUGAAUGGGGACCCAAAUUCAAUCCAUGAUAGAGCUGAUAACUCUAGCAUCUUGGGAACCCAUGCCUCUUUGCUUGGAUGUGGGGCUCUUAAUGAUGAUACCGAGGCUAGCCCAAAAGAGCGCGAGCUAGACGUGUGCGCUGAAAAUUGCAAAUGCAAAAUUUGCAUAGAUCAAGAGAGUGGUCAACUAACGAGUUCCUAUCCCAGGGUUCAAACGGAAGAAAAUAGACCGUUAUUAGAAAAUAACCAAUUAAGAGUAUGAUGUUAGUUAGUACUUAGCAUUACUGAUAGAUUCCCUGUUAAAAACUACCUAAGCCUAUCUGGUACAAAUAAGGCGGUACAAAGAAAUCAACAAAUUUGGUACAAAGAAUUUUGCUAAUUUCUUUCGAUAAGGGGCUGGGGUACAACAUAUUUUGUAGGCAUUUUCUAGCAAAUUGUAAAUGGAAGUCUUCCAGACAAACUGGCUAGGUCUACCAGACAAAGUAGGUAAUUUUUCGAGUAACGGAGUAAUGUUUUUUGUAUUUUCUAUGUCUAAAAAGUUGUGAUGUCAAUUUUGUGGAUUUUCUCCACAUAUCCUAAUUUUAUGGUUAACCACUUCCUCGCGGAACUCAAACAGUAAAUCGAAAGAAAUUUUAGAAUAUUAAUGUUUUUUCAUUUAUCUACAUAUGAAUCUUGCGAUUUGUCUUUACUGAACAGGCAUUCAAUCUAACCGUGUGGAUAAUUUUUCAUAAUUUAUCAAACUGAUUGAUGAUAUUCGACAGAAUUGUUUGUGUAAUAUUUUUAGAAGAAUUGUCAUCUUGACCAGAUAUUGAAUAUUUGCUACAGAAAUUUUUGGGGGUUUGGUAGAUAGCAAACAUUUGUAGUAAUUCUUCAGAAUGUGUAUUUGUAAACAUGUUUUACAGUAAUAAAUCAUUAGCCAACUUGCAUCCAGACUCUAACCCUCCUUCGUAAUGGCUAGUGUCUGCACGCAGGCAAGUAGAUUUGUUAUUGAAGGCUGAUGUUACAAAAAAAAUAUUUUAAAGUUACAAAAAGAAACGAAAGGGCUGAAUCUGCUCUCAAACAAUAAGAAAGUUUAUAUUUAAUUUACCUAGUAAUGUUUUGGAACACAGAAUAAGAAUAUUAUGUGUUUUGUGUUUAUUCUUAUUCGUAAUCCUUUUUUGUGUUUUGGACAGUCUAAAAAUCGAAUGACUUGUUUUCAAUGGCUGAUGUAUCAGGAAUAGUUUUUUUAUAAUUUAAAUUGUCGUAAAGCCUUUAGUAAAAGUACACAAAUUUAUCAAGCAACGAUAGGCGAUAGAAAUACUAUUGUUAUGAUUCAGUAAAAAUAGAUUAUCUUAAGACCAUCGAACUUUCUGGCUUCCGAUAUUCAUAAACGAGCUUCUCGCAUAGUGAGGAACCUAGUUUAUUCUUGUCUUUGCCUUUUGCGAAGAAAACCUGUUCAGAUAUUGUAGGAAGUGGGAUCAGAAAUAGGAAAGAGGUAUAAAAUCUCA
Messenger RNA from Rhopilema esculentum, 3254 nucleotides. RefSeq names its product major facilitator superfamily domain-containing protein 12. Gene Ontology annotation, biological process: regulation of melanin biosynthetic process; carbohydrate transport; pigment metabolic process involved in pigmentation. NCBI's taxonomy places the organism in Eukaryota, Metazoa, Cnidaria, Scyphozoa, Rhizostomeae, Rhizostomatidae. The record is from RefSeq and is a predicted model, not a curated record. Gene Ontology annotation, cellular component: plasma membrane. Gene Ontology annotation, molecular function: symporter activity.